Entrophospora sp. SA101 is the source of this 597-nucleotide messenger RNA. NCBI's taxonomy places the organism in Eukaryota, Fungi, Glomeromycota, Glomeromycetes, Entrophosporales, Entrophosporaceae. The record is from the annotation of a GenBank genome assembly.
AUGAUUAGGACUCUAUUUAGUGCAAAACUAAUAAAUUUGUCUUUGGAUUGGGUUACAAAGAUACCAAUCACUAUGAAUUACGAUAUCCAAAAGGCGAUUCAAUUUCACAAGGAUAAAUCAUACAAAAAAGCAUGGAAGAUUUUCAGUGAUUUAGAAAAAAAUAAUUCUACACCUGAAACAAAAUUCUGGGUAGGAUUUUAUUAUUAUAAAGGAUAUCACGAAGGUAGAGAUGGGAGGCCGAAUGCUAAAGAAGCUACGAAAUAUUUGUGCGAGGCAGCAAAAUUAGAUCAAAUAGAUGCACAAUAUUGGUAUGCAAAUAUGAUACUAAAUGGUAGUUUAGUAGCAAAAGAACAGGAUAACGAGAGAUUUAAAGUAGCAUUGGAAUAUUUGAGACAUGCUGCCAAGUUAAAUCAUCCCUUGGCAUUAAGAAUGUUGGGAGGAAUUAUCAAAAAAGGUCAAUAUGGAAUGAAAUUUGAUCGUAGUGUAGGCAAAGAUAUGGUUGAAAGAAGUAAAAGUCUUUAUUGCUCAAUUAACAUCAAUAAGAAUAAUGAAGAUCAAAAUACAAUAAGGUCAAAAAUACAUAGAUUUAGUAAUUAA